CAGCCGUGCUGUUUGUUUGCGUCUGAGCGGAGCCCUGCCGAGGAGCGGAGUGCUGGCCUGGAGAGGGAAGUGGCGGCGAGAAGGCUCCUGGGAGUCGGCCUCAACCAGAGCGGCUGAGGCUCCGGCUUCCGGCGGCGAGCAGGCCGAAGCGAGGCCUUCCCUGAGCGGCCCCCGCCCCCGCCGGCGGGCUGAAUGGGGCUUGCGAGGGGCUCGGCCGCGGGAGGGAGCGAGCUGCGCCUCCGCUUUGGCCGUCCCGUGAGCUCCGGAGCGCGCGCCUCACUCGCUCCGCUGCGCUAAGGGGGCCGCCCUCGACUGGGCCGCGCGAGGGUGCUGCGAGGAGAGGGUGCAGCGGUCCCCGCUCGGAAGCAAAGGAAAGUGGGGCGCGGGGGUGCCGGUGUUUCCCAUUUGGGACGAGGCCGGAUAAAAGGAGAACGCCUUUCCUUCCUCCUCCAUACAGAGCGGCCUGUGGCUUCAUCAGCUGUCGCCUCCGUUUGGGCGAUCCGUGGAAGGCGGCGAUGGAAUCGACCGCGAAUCCGUGCUAAAGAAAAGAAGGGGUUUUCCGGGCCACCACCAACGCCUUAACGCCUCGCCCCUAAAGCGAAGACUCUUGGACCCCGGACCCUGACGCGUGGGGCAGGGCUUGUGGGUAUAAAGAUGAACAGAUACCUCCCAGUAGCUCGGCAACACUUCUUGGCUGCUCUGGCCAGCACCAGUGUCGUGGUGAAGUCCAUAUGUGCCAUCGUCAUCUUGCUCUACUUUCUCUCCUUUGCUGUGGACACUGUGUAUGGGCUCGGGGUGACGCCUGGGUUUCUCUUCCCGCCCAACUUUUGGAUUUGGACAUUAGCAACCCACAGUGUGGUGGAAAAACACAUCUGGGAUGUAGGUGUAAGCCUGGCUACUAUAGUGGUGGCAGGGAGGCUGCUGGAACCACUAUGGGGAGCCCUGGAGCUCUUGAUCUUCUUUGCAGUGGUGAAUGUAUCAGUGGGGCUCUUGGGGGCCUUUGCUUAUCUUCUCACCUAUAUGGCAUCAUUCAAUCUGUCUUACCUAUUUACCGUUCGCAUCUAUGGCAUGUUGGGCUUCCUUGGUGGUGUCUUGGUGGCUCUCAAACAGACCAUGGGUGACAGUACUGUCUUGAAGGUACCUCAGGUACGGAUGAAGGUUGUUCCCAUGCUUUUGCUCCUGAUCCUGGCAGUUCUGAGAUUGACCACCCUCAUCGAAAGCAAUGUCUUGGCCUCUUAUGGUUUUGGAGUCCUCUCCAGUUGGAUAUAUCUCCGUUUUUACCAGAGGCACAGCCGAGGACGUGGUGAUAUGUCAGACCACUUUGCAUUUGCCACAUUUUUCCCCGAGAUCCUACAACCAGUGGUUGGCUUGCUAGCCAACCUUGUGCACAGCGUCUUGGUCAAAGUGAAAGUCUGUCGAAAAACAGUGAAACGUUAUGAUGUUGGUGCCCCUUCAUCUAUUACUAUCAGCUUACCAGGAACAGAUCCUCAGGAUGCUGAACGGAGAAGGUAAUAUUCCUGCAAUAUAAAACUUGUUGGAGACUACUUAUGUUCACUGUUGAACAUUGGUGAGAAGGAAAUGGAGCAAGUCAUCUAAUUCAAUAUUUUAAAAGUGUCUUCUAUAUUGCUGGUACUCCAUUUGUGCCUAUCGGGAUCUUUUUUAAAAAAAACAAAACGGGAUUUUUUGAAGCUCAGUGUGCUUAUUCUGUCUUUGUAUAGGAGUAGCCCAGUUGUUGUCAGCAGGCUGAUGUACAGUGGUACCUCAGGUUACAUACGCUUCGGGUUACAUACGCUUCAGGUUCGCUAACCCAGAAAUAGUACCUCAGGUUAAGAACUUUGCUUCAGGAUGAGAACAGAAAUCGUGCUCCGGCGGCGCGGCGGCAGCAGGAGGUCCUAUUAGCUAAAGUGGUGCUUCAGGUUAAGAACAGUUUCAGGUUAAGAACGGACCUCUGGAACGAAUUAAGUACUUAACCCGAGGUACCACUGUAUAACAUCAAACAAAACAAUCCAGAAUAAAACAAAUUCAAGCUUCAAGGAAAAUAUUUCAGGUCCUUCUCUAAGUGACAUUUUGCUUUCCCCAAUCACCAACCUGGCAUCCAGAGAUCUCCACAUGGUCCCAAUUGGACCCAAGCCAAGAUGCACCUGUUGCCUGGCUAGUUACUAACACUGUUUGUGGUGUAAUUUCAGAUUUUCUAAAAUCUGCUACAGACAACCCCUGCAUUUCCACAGCACCAUGUUGUUUCUGCAAUAUGUAAAAGAGAGACAAGUAUGCAAGUACAUGGGGGAAACUUAACAUGGGGACCUCAAAAUAUCAACUCUCGUGUUCACGUUUCCCAUCUGUUUGCAUACAUAUCGGAAGUGACAUGAAGGAAUUGUACCAGACAAGUGUUCCCUACAGGGACAGCCCAGCACGUACUGUUUGCUGAAUCACUGGGUGCACAAGGACAUACUAAGUACAGUGGUACCUCGGGUUAAGUACUUAAUUCGUUCCAGAGGUCCGUUCUUAACCUGAAACUGUUCUUAACCUGAAGCACCACUUUAGCUAAUGGGGCCACCGCACCGCCGGAGCACGAUUUCUGUUCCGAUCUUGAAGCAAAGUUCUUAACCCUAAGUACUAUUUCUGGGUUAGCGGAGUCUGUAACCUGAAGUGUAUGUAACCUGAAGCGUACAUAACCCGAGGUACCACUGUAAUGUGUAAUAAACUGCUUUGAAUUUCAUUCUUUAGAAUAUAAAGCAGUAUAGAAAUUUAAGUAAUAAUAUUAAUAAUAAAUUCAACUGGGGAAAAGGAGCCUAGACAUUCCAUUGUGGUGCCCGUAACCUACAUUUAUAUACCAGAAAUUCUAACACUGACUGCAAAUAUACUAACGAGUUAAGACACAUGAAAAGAAGUUGCAUUAAUUUUUUCUUUGUGCACAGAAUCCAUACAAAAACAUUUAAUCCAUCCAAAUACUUGUUUAAAAAAAACAAGCAAAAAUAUUUAAAAAAUCAAGACUAUUAAUAUUAUAAUAAGUAUAUUAAUGAGUAUUUAGAUGCUCUUCUAGUAAACGUAGGUGUAAUUAAGGAGUGUGAGAAUAGCACUGCUGCUGAAAUAAAAACAAUAAAAUUUACUCCUGUCAAACUGAAGAGCUUAGCAGUGCAGUUCCGAGUUUCUACAUUUACCUGGGAGUAAGUCCCGCCAUAGGAUUGCAGCCAGCUUGUCCUUUGCCAGUGGUGCUGCAUAUUGACACUUAAAGCUUAGUUCAAUUGUAGAGUAGUCAUGUUUUUGUAGUCACACUAACUUCAAGAACGUUUCUUUAAAAAAGAAAUUCUAAGAUCUGUUUUUGGUUCAUAAACAACCAAAAACUCUUCUUUACAAACUAUCUUGUUAAACACUGCCAGUGAGUAUUCAACUUAAAAUCUUAUUGUGCUUUUCACAGAUUACUGGCAUACAUUUUUAAAAAUGCAGAAGUGUAUGUAUACUUUUUCUUGCUUUAGUCCUGUUUGAAGACUGUAGUAAUCCGGAAUUUUAGUAGUCUAAAGCAAGUCAGCAAUUUCAGUAAUUGCCACACCUAUAUAUGUCUCUUGCUUUUAACUUAGUUUCGCAUUUCCAAAUGAAAGAACUGAAAGAAUCUGAUGAUGAAAGUCAUUAUUGUGCACUUUACACCAUCAAAAUGCAGAACUCUGAAUGCCUGGAGCAAAUUGAAUGAUUAAGUCAAGUUGUCAGGCAGUUAAUAGCACUAUGUGUGUAGAUAUAACUGUGCAGUGUGUUCCACUAAUACAGCUUUCAGCAGUGUUCAGCUCUGAAGCAUUUUUAACAAAGCUAGGUGUGAUUUUUAACUGUAUUGCCUAAAAUACAGGGGUUAAAAUCACCUACUACAACAUUGUGCUAAUGCUUUGAGCCAACUGUUGUCCCAAUUACAUAUGCAGAAGAUCUAUUGUGUCUUUUAAAGGCUUGCCAGCUUUCUUCAGCUUAGGAGAAGCUUAUCCCACAUGUCCCAAUGGCAUGCUUGGAGCUCUGCUUGGCACAAAGGAAGCCUUGCUCGCACAGGAGCUCCAGGCAGAAUGGAUAUGACAAAUCCCUUACUAUUUUCUUCUAGGAAGGCAAAGACUCCACAUGUAUUCACUUUGUGCUAGUAAAAUAUUCACCUCAUGAAUGGGAAUAUUCUGUAAGAUAGGGAUGCUCCAAAUAUUGUUGGCCUCAAACUCUCCAUCAGCGCCCCCAGCCAGCAUGGCCAGUGCUCAGGAAUGAUGGACAAUGCAGGUCAGCAAUCCCUGGAGGUCCCAAGGUUAGCCACCCCUGUUUUUUUUGAUGUUCAGCAUGCAUAUUGGAACAGUUGAAUGAUGACUAUCUGAUUAUGAUGAGCAAUUUGGUGCAGAUCUAAAUAAUUAUUUGAUUGUAUCAAAGGCAGAAGUAGAUAGGACCCAGCAACAGACUACCUCUUCUCUGAAUAUCAAAGUUAUCUCUGAAUAUCAAGGUUAAGUGCUGGUACAUCUGACAAUAGGGAACUUGUAGUUAUACAUAUGCUGGUAGAAUCCAGCUCCUGUCAGCCCCAAACAGCAUGACUAAUGGACAGGGGUGACAGAAUUUAGAGGCCAGUGACAUCUGGAGGUCACAGGUUCCUCAUGCCUUUGAAGGUUAUCAGAAUAGCUGAAUGUAGCCUUGAAUGCUGUUUUUAGGUGAAAACGAGGAAAUACAACAUUUCUAAAAUGGUUGUUGUUGGCAUCUGUCUGUGUCGAGAAACAAUGGAAUGGACCUCCAGGGGUGAAGUAAAACUGCUGUGUUAGCAGCACCGAAGUGACCUCCCCAGGCCUCAAGCCUGGGAAGUGUGUAUGGUGGUCCUGGGCUGCUCAGACAACAAGACCCCCCUCUUGGCCUCGCUGAUGUGAUCCAAAAUGAAGCAGAGCAAUGUUUGGUACCAGCAUGGCUGCAGGAGUUGCCAGAAAGAGGCAUUCGAGGAACCAUCCAACAGUCUUAGGAACUUCCUCCAGAUUUGUGUAGGGUUUACUCCUGAGCUUUUUCAUCUCCUGGAGAUAGCCCACAAGGCAGCAGAGGUUUAGAAUCAGAGUUUUCCUUCUCACAGAAGUUUUGCCUUCCCAGGUUGACAAGCCCCAUCUGCCUAUCACUUCCCUCUACAGCAUGUGCAGAAACAGCCUUCUUGACCACUCAUCUGCUCUAUUCGCUGGAGCCUGUCUUUGCAUUCAAAGGAAGUCCCUAACUCACUAAGGGUUUGAGACCCUUCAGCUACCCUCAUCUGGUUUAGCCAGCCAGUCAAAGUCAUUUCCUGGUGUGUGGCCGCUGUUGCAUGCUGACAGUUUCUAGGAGCCACAGGUGAGAGAUGAGUGCAGGAUGGGGACCAAAGGUAGACCAGCUGCCCCAGAAGGAGCACAAUGUGUGCAGCAGUUUGACUUCACCCCAGAGACACAUUCCAUUGUCUCUCAUGACAGACAGAUGCCAACAACGACAAAAUCCCUGAUUGCAACGGCACAUCAUUGGAUGCUGUUGCUUGCAGAGCCAUUUCCAAUUCCACUCUCGAUGCACAUGAUUGGGGUUGUGCUUCCUAUCCUUGGAGGGUUGGCCAAGGGUGUCUGUGGCCUUCCCAGCCUUAGAGGGUCUCUGGACUCCUUUGGUGACUUGCACUAGAAAAUACCCCUCUCAUGAAAUAUGCCGCUUAAUAUGCAAACUAACCUACAUUCACUAUGGAUCAUUUUCUCAUUCUGUAGACAACUGGCCCUGAAGGCACUGAAUGAGCGGUUGAAGCGUGUAGAAGAUCAGUCGUCAUGGCCCAGCAUGGAGGAUGAAGAAGAAGAAAACAUCAAGGCUGAUACUCCAUUGCUACCCGAGAAGAGCCGGGACUCUGUCACUGCAGGGAAAGCAGGCAGCCAGGAGUCCAGCCUCAUUACCUUUGAGGAUGCCCCCUCUCAGUUGUGACCAUGAGGCACCUGCCCUCUUCUUCUAUGUGUCCCUGUAUGCCAGAGCUGCUAAUGAUCCUUCACAUGUCCUUCCUCACAGUGCUGCCUGUUCUGCAGGAAACAAAACACUGUGCCUGCUGGCCCUGAGGGAGACCACACGUCCCUUCCAACGUUUGCUCGCCACACUUGGCUGGUGCCAAGUCCCAGGACUCAUGGUGAAAACUUUGCACAGACAGAUCUGGGAUUUGGGCUCAGAAUUGGCAGGCCAGAGGGAGAGCUGCAUCUCUUCAGCCCAAUAAGGAGCGUUCAUCUGAAUAAAGCAACCUGCAAAAUCUCCAACAAAUAGCUGCCAUUGUGGCUGUUAUCACAUGUAUGUGUGCGCGUGUUUAGCUCCUUCUGGCUGGCAGUUCCAGUCAACCUGUGUGGGGCCCUGGGUUGCCCAGCCUGGCUCCUGUUUUUGAGCUAUAACUGCUAGACCACUGUAUAAGCCCACCAGGGCAUCCCAGAGCAAGCUCAGCAAGCAACACAGCACUUUCCCUCUUGAUUUUAUUUUACCUUGGCAGCAUUGGUUGUCAAAACAACUCUGCAACUUCCCCUUUUCCUUUCAGAGUUGGCUUUGUUGUUGAUUAAAUGAGCAAGCACUUUAAACAAAUGCUUUGCUGUAUUAACCCUCCCUCCUUACAGAUUUGGUAGUCCUUGGGAGCUCUGCCAAAACAAGUUGCUGGGUUAGGCAUUCGCAGAACCAGCAGCUUAAAGCCUUUUUAAUAACAGCAUAGCCACUUGGUCCACCUCUUGAAUUCUUACAGUGAUGGCUUUAGGGAUAAAGAGCAGGUUGCUACUAGUAUGUGGACUACCUUGUGGAAAAGCAUUAUCUCAGAUUUUCCAUAGGACUCAGAGGGAAUUAAUUUCAUUUCUGUUCUGUAGCCUUUGGUUGUUCUUCAUUUUCCUUUUGCGGUGAUUCAAAUGACAAAGCUGCUUUGUCUUAGGUGGGGUGCCCAUACAUUCACAGGAUGUUGGAAUGAACUCCUUGCUACAGUAGAAUAUAUGUUGCUGGUUCUGUUUUAUUUUAAAAGGUGCUUUUUGUGGGACCCUUGACAUUUCUUCUGAUGCCUGCUUUUUCUCUUUGGUUAGAUCAUUAUUAGCCUCUUCCUCUCCUCUGGGAUGAGAUGCUUUUUCUUCCCUUUUUUUUUUUUGUGGGUUGGCAAGGCCUAAGAUGUUUUGCCUUGACACCCAACCCCAAAGUAUCCCAAAGGGUACAACUCACCCAGCUGGAGGACUGGGUGAGGGGACACUUAGCAGAACAGGAAGAGAGUGUGAGACAAUGUUGUGAUAAAUUUUUUAAAGGACCACGAGGUUUUGUCAACCAGGUAAUGAAACACAAUUUCAGUAUCAAUAAACAGUUCUUUUGAAGAAUG
Molecule: messenger RNA, 7303 nt
Organism: Podarcis lilfordi (Lilford's wall lizard)
Lineage: Eukaryota; Metazoa; Chordata; Lepidosauria; Squamata; Lacertidae
Source: the annotation of a GenBank genome assembly